UCAGUCUAUAUAUUUAGCGGUACACUUAUGUAUCUCCUUACAAUCUUACAUAAGUAUACACACAUCUCCAACAUAUCAACCAAGAAGGAAAUCAUGGAGGGUGCUUUGUUCUACACAUCUCUGUCCCUCCUCUUUAUCCUCUCGAUCACAUUCAAAUACUUUUUCCGAACUAAACAACACCGCCACACGAACCUCCCACCAAGCCCACCUUCUCUUCCACUUCUUGGUCAUCUCCAUCUCCUAAGCCCCACAAUCCAUCGAACCUUCCACCAACUCUCACAGAAAUAUGGCCCUGUUGUGUCCCUCUGGUUUGGCUCACGUCGCGUGGUUGUAGUUUCUUCAUCCUCAGCAGCUCAAGAAUGUUUCACCAAAAACGAUAUUGUUCUGGCAAACCGUCCUCGCUUCAUGCUCACAGGCAAGCACCUGGGUUACAACUACACCACUGUAGUGGAGUCUCCCUUUGGUGAUCACUGGCGCAACCUACGCCGCAUUGGAACCACAGAGAUCUACUCUACCAAUAGGCUCAACUCUUUCUCAGGCAUCAGACAGGAUGAAGUCACGAAAUUGCUGCUCAAACUUUCACGCAACUCACGUGAAGAUUUUGCAAAGGUGGACUUGAGAAACGUGAUCUCUGAGAUGACCUUCAACAUCAUAAUGACAAUGGUGGCAGGAAAGAGGUUUCAUGGGGAUGAUGUUUCAGACAACGAGCAGGCCAAACGGUUCAGAGAUAUCAUGAGGGAGGCUUUCACAUAUGGUGGUGUAACAAAUCCCUCAGACUUUGUUCCUAUUUUGAAAUGGUUUGGGAGUGGUGGGUUUGAGAAGAAGGUGAUGGCCUUGAGUAAGAGGAUGGAUGCGUUCUUGCAAGAAUUGAUUGAUGAGCAGCAGCUGAGUAGAACUACAUCAGAUCAGAGUGAAGCAAGUACAAUGAUCCAUCAUUUACUUUCUAUGCAAGAAUCAGAACCCAAAUACUACACCGACGAAAUUCUCAAAGGACAUAUAUUGGUCAUGCUUUUGGCUGGUACUGAUUCAUCAUCCUUAACACUGGAAUGGACCAUGUCCAAUCUGCUCAACAAUCCUGAGGUGCUAGAAAGAGCUAGAGCUGAACUGGAUGCUGAAUUUGGACAAGAACGCUUAAUAGAUGAACAAGAUAUCUUCAAACUACCUUACCUACAAGGUAUCAUCUCUGAGACCCUCCGCUUGUACCCUACAGCCCCACUACUAGUACCACAUUAUUCAUCUGAUGACUGCACCAUUGGAGGAUUUGACGUGCCACGUGACACGAUAGUAAUGAUCAAUGCAUGGGCUAUACAUAGAGAUCCGACUUUGUGGGAUGAUCCUGAAAGCUUCAAGCCUGAGAGGUAUGCAAAUGGUGGGGAUGACUCACACAAGCUCAUGCCAUUUGGACAAGGAAGAAGGGCGUGCCCAGGAGCAGGCUUGGCACAACGUGUGGUUGGCUUGGCUUUGGGAUCAUUGAUUCAAUGUUAUGAGUGGGAAAGACUUACUGAGAUGAAGGUUGAUAUGAGUGAAGGUAAAGGACUCACAAUGCCUAAAGCUGUGCCACUGGAGGCUAUGUGUAAAGCACGCCCAAUUGUGAACAAGGUUUUCUCUUAGAUGAAAAUGCAGGACAUAACUACAGUACUGUAAAUUAAAAGACAUUUCAUUCUUACUUGUGUUAAGUCUUAUGAUAUAUCAAAAAAUUAAAAUUAUGCGUGUUGUAUUAUCACUGUGCAAAUUGGUCAAUCAUUUUUAUAAUAAAAGGUUUACCUAAGACAUAAGAAAAACCUAUUGAGCAGUGACUUUGGCACCUGCCUAUAUUGUGAUCAAUUGCAUACUUCUCUUGAUUUAUUGUAACCUCUUUGAUCACAAUGAUCAUAGGAAUCUAAACCCACAACUGAUUACACCUUCUCGAACUGUCUGCCUAAAACCCAUUUCGAUUCUGUCCAAUAGGAUUGAAUUUAAUCAAAUAAAAUCUCAUAUUAGAUAUUCACUGCCAAGCUCACCGAAAGUCUAGAACGGAGUAUACAUGUAUCAGAAUCACUAAAAAGAUAUUCAUGAGGAUAUGAUCAGUACCAAUUAAUGCUUUUUCUUUGUUCAAGGAAUUGAGUUCCAUCCAGCUCCAUCGACUCAGAAUCAGU
Messenger RNA from Fragaria vesca subsp. vesca, 2135 nucleotides. Its product is annotated as cytochrome P450 81F1-like. The transcript is spliced from 2 exons. NCBI's taxonomy places the organism in Eukaryota, Viridiplantae, Streptophyta, Magnoliopsida, Rosales, Rosaceae. Bases 28 to 1611 code for a protein of 527 amino acids. The record is from RefSeq and is a predicted model, not a curated record. Gene Ontology annotation, molecular function: iron ion binding; oxidoreductase activity, acting on paired donors, with incorporation or reduction of molecular oxygen; heme binding.